UCUUUUCUUUAAUAAAACCAUAUCUUUUCACACACAGGAGCGUCCAGCUAUACAGCAGACAUGGACUUAGCACCAACUUCAAUUACUACUGUUUGCUUCUCUCUGUAUCCAUGCAUAUAUAUAUCGACCUUUCAAUGAGCUCAUCUUUUCCAUACCCUUUUCUCACCUCCUUUUCCACCUCCCUUUCUCCUUUUACUCGUCUCUGGACCACACAUUACAGUGCAUUCCCCCCUCUCUCUCUCAAAAAGACAAAGCAAACAAAAAAACCCAGCAAAAAUGGCGACCCCUGUCAGAGGCUACGGCAAAAUCUCGCUAUCCGAACCUAGGCCUGCAACUCCCGAACAUAGCACCAUAAGGCUCGGGAACCCCGAGCCACCCUGCCUCUCAAAGAAAUCAAAGCUCAUUCUGUUUUCCUCUCUCGCUCUUUUGCUGCUCCUAGGUUCGGGGGCUUCUUUCGCUCUCCUGGUUCGGUCCAGAAUCAGAGGCCGAGAGCCCGAACCAGAAUGGAAACCGAGCCAGGCAAUAACUGUCACGUGCAAAAAGACCCUCUUCCCGAGUCUAUGCGUCGAGUCAUUAUCCGAAUUCCCUGGCGCUCAGACCGCCCAAGAACGCGAUCUUGUCCACAUAUCGGUCAAUCUGACGCUCCACCGCGUCGGAAAAGCCUUUUCAGCUGCGGCGCUCUUGAAUGGGCUCGAGAUGGACACACGUGUCAGGGGAGCGUACGACGACUGCAUUGAGCUCCUGGACGACUCGAUGCAGGAGCUUUACGAUUCACUCGGCGUAGUGAGCGGGUCAGUAAAGCGAGCGAGUUUCGCAGAUGUGUCGACAUGGCUGAGCGCUGCUCUGACAAAUCAGGACACGUGUAGAGAGGGGUUAGAGGGGGUUACGGGGAAUGUUAAGGAGAAGAUGGAAAUGCAUUUAAAGGAUUUGUCGGAGUUAAUCAGUAAUUGCCUCGCGAUUUUUAGUGCGAAUGGAGGGGGCGAUGAAUUUCAGGGAAUUCCCAUUCAAAACAAGAGGAGGUUAAUGGGGGCGGGGGAGAGCAUUUUCCCCUCGACGAAAAGUGGUUUUCAGGAGAAGAAGGGCGGUUUUUGGGGUGGAAAAGGCGGUUUUCCGGCGUGGGUGACCGCAGGGGAGAGGAGGUUGUUGUUGGCUUCGGUGGCUGGGGUGCAAGCGGACGUGGUGGUGGACAAGAGUGGGAAUGGGACAUUUAAGACCAUUAGCGAGGCGGUCAAGUGGGCCGCAGAGGAGAGCUCCAAGAGGAUCAUUAUUUACGUCAAGGCCGGGCGAUACGAAGAAAACAUAAAGGUUGGGAGGAAAAAGACGAAUUUGAUGUUCAUUGGUGAUGGAAUUGGUAACACUGUUGUCUCUGGAAGUAGGAGCGUGUCCGAUGGCUUCACUACGUUUCACACGGCUACAUUUGCGGCAAGUGGGACGGGUUUCAUAGCUCGAGACAUGACAUUUGAGAACACAGCGGGCCCAGGCAAACACCAGGCCGUGGCCCUCAGAGUCGGGGCUGACCACGGUGUGGUCUAUCGCUGCAACAUCAUCGGCUACCAAGACACCCUCUAUGUUCACUCCCAGCGCCAAUUCUUCCGAGAGUGUGCCAUUUAUGGAACAGUCGACUUUAUAUUCGGAAAUGCUGCAGUCGUUAUCCAAAAUUGCAGUCUCUAUGCCCGAAAGCCGAUGCCCCUGCAGAAGAACACAAUCACAGCUCAGAAUAGGAAGGAUCCAAAUCAAAACACAGGCAUCUCGAUUCAUAAUUGUCGCAUCUACCCUACUGCAGACCUCGAACCAGUGAAAUCGAGUUUUCCUACCUAUUUAGGUCGGCCUUGGAAGUUGUACUCCCGAGUUGUGUACAUGUUAUCAUAUAUGGGAGAUCAUAUCCAUCCCGCCGGCUGGUUAGAGUGGAAUGCUACAUCUCCUGUGAACAAUCUGUAUUAUGGGGAGUACAUGAAUUAUGGGCCUGGAGGAGCCGUUGGGCAGCGUGUUCAGUGGCAGGGGUUCCAUGUUAUAACCACGGUCGCUGAGGCGAGUAGGUUCACAGUUGCGCAGUUCAUUUACGGAUCGUCGUGGUUGCCUUCCACAGGUGUGGCCUUCUUAGCUGGACUCUCUGUGUAGGAGUUCUGCACCACCCUUUUUUCUUUCUUUCCUUUAUUCAUAUUUAGGUUUGGAGGGAAGUCUGUACUCGCCAAGUUCUGCCUUAAGUGCAGGGGUACAAGAAUUUCCUCACUUGUUGAUUUUAUUUUUACAACUCUUGGGAAAUAAAAAUCUACCUGAAAUAAUGCGACAUCGCCUCGCCUUCACGAAAUAUGUAUACAUGUGUAUCUUCUCAAAGAUUGUUCAGUCUUUGUAAUUGUUAAGUUAUAAAUUGGUAUUUCUUUUAUUUA
Molecule: messenger RNA, 2387 nt
Organism: Amborella trichopoda
Lineage: Eukaryota; Viridiplantae; Streptophyta; Magnoliopsida; Amborellales; Amborellaceae
Product: putative pectinesterase/pectinesterase inhibitor 34
Biological process (GO): cell wall modification
Molecular function (GO): pectinesterase activity; enzyme inhibitor activity
Source: RefSeq, a predicted model, not a curated record